CCUCCAGAUGACAUCAGUGCUCUAUUGAAGCAAAGCUAGAGACGCACACAACUCCACAUUUGUACUGUGAUCCACCCAUGCACCCAUGUCUUCACACAGCCUGCUGAUUGUGUGUGUGCGUGUGAGGGGUAUACCAGUCAGCACAGCAGUCCUGCUGCACACCAACUCCAAAAAGCUCCAUUCUACUGACUAAGAGGAGCUUCCUUUUUUUUUCUUUUUUUUCCUUUUUGUUUUAUUUUGUUAGAACUUUGUUGGAUUUGAAUUGAUUUCUUCAAAACCUGGAUUGGAUUACUGUUUCCCCACUAAGAGGAUACCUGUUACUUUCCAUUUUGGGGCUAAUUGGAGAGAACGCCAUUCCGGAUGUACAGAGGCUACAGUGAGACUCGAGCUGCUGAUGUAUGCGAAAAACUGGGCCCUAAAGGAUAAGCAACUUGCCCUGUUUUGCUUCCCGGAGGAUAGGAGAACAGUUGUUAUCUUCUUCAGGAAAAGGACCAGAUCUAAGGAUUAAUGUGCACUCUGGCUCAACAAGGGAGGAGAGGAUCCUGGGUUACCUGAAGACGCAGUCGACACAAGUGAAUAGGCCUGGAUUGAUCCGGUGGCAUAGGGGAUUGACAUGGCUCAGGCCAGCUUUGUGUCAACGCAUCAUCCCUGCUGAGCAUGAUGGCAGAAAGGAGCCUUUCCUAAAGCUUCCACCAUCUUACGUACGGAUCCAUAUAUGGCGCAAAAGAAAGAAAAACUCAUCUGAUGUUAUGGCUGUUGAACCUGAAAAUUGCAACAGCCUUUAGGAUUUUUAAUACUACCCAAGAUUGCAUGCUUUUUCCGUGAGUGUGGAUGCUUUCUGUGCAGGCUUAUCUGCCACAGUAAAGGUUUUGAAAAGCAUGAGCCUUUGACAACACGGUGGAGGUCGUCGUUCAAACAAGGAUCAGCUCAGCAAACACUGACCAGGUCAGGACAUCACAAGACACCCCCCUUUGGACAAACUUUUCCUUUCAGAGAGGAUAAAGGCAAAUUCAAGAGGAAAUCUUGAUUGGAUUUUGUUGGAUGAAAAGGAUUUACUGCCUCAUUUAAAUCAGGGCCUCUUGUGUGACUAGACUGCCAGACACCACAGCUUCAAGAUGGUAUAUCAAUGCAAGUCCUUCCUCCUCUUCCUCAUCAGGAUCGGGUUGUUGCUGGGUCUUGCCAACCCCUUGGUCACGUCAGCAUCGUGCCCCUCAGUCUGUCGCUGUGAUGGGACUUUCAUAUACUGUAAUGACAGAGGCCUGACUUCCAUCCCUCUCGGUAUACCCCGAGAUGCCACAGUGCUUUUUCUGCAAAACAACCGCAUUAAGAGCUCAGGCAUUCCUACUGAGCUCCGCAGACUUUCAAAAGUGGAGAAGAUCUACCUUUACUGCAACAAUUUAGAUGAGUUUCCUACCAAUCUUCCUCUUGGACUAAAAGAGCUUCAUCUUCAGGAGAACAACAUCAGGAUGAUUACCCACGCCUCUUUAGCCCAAAUUCCCUAUAUCGAGGAACUCCACCUGGAUGAUAAUUCUGUAUCAGCAGUCAGCAUAGAAGACGGAGCCUUUAGGGACAGUAAUCACCUCAGAUUGCUUUUCCUCUCCAGAAACCACCUAAGCACCAUUCCAUCAGGUCUACCCAUGAGCAUUGAGGAGUUGCGUUUUGAAGACAACCGCAUCUCCUCCAUCUCUGAGCAAUCUCUGCAAGAUCUCAUCAAUCUGAAACGACUAAUACUUGAUGGAAACUUGCUCAACAACCGUGGAAUUGGGGAGAUGGCUUUAAUCAACCUUAUCAACCUGACUGAGCUCUCACUGGUGAGAAAUUCCUUGACGGCGCCACCAGCCAACUUACCUGGCACCAGUUUGGAGAAGCUACAGCUACAAGAUAAUCACAUUAGCAGGAUCCCGCCUGGGGCUUUUGCCUUUCUUAGACAGCUGUAUCGCCUAGACCUGUCAGGUAAUAAGCUAACCAGCCUCCCACAUGGUGUGUUUGAAGAUCUGGACAAUCUCACCCAGCUCCUGCUACGUAGUAAUCCAUGGCAAUGUACUUGCAGGAUGAGAUGGGUGCGUGACUGGUUGAGGUCACUACCAUCAAAAGUGAAUGUACGUGGCUUGAUGUGUCAGGGUCCUGAUAAGGUCAAAGGCAUGGCCAUUAAAGAUUUAACUACAGAUAUGUUCAACUGCACAGACUCGGAACUCUUUUCCAUAUAUGAGACAAGCACAGUCUCCAACACUUUCAGCACAUCCAAGCCACAGAGGCCCUCGUUUGUCACCCGAAGGCCUGGAGCAAAAGGGCCCGACAUCAGUAAGAAUUACCGCAGCACCACCACAUCUUCAGGCAAAAAGAUCAUCACCAUCAGUGUAAUGUCAAGUAGUGAAGAUGCAAUACAUAUUUCAUGGAGGGUGUCGCAACCAAUGACGGCCCUGCGGCUUAGCUGGCUAAAGCAAGGACACAGCCCUGCCUUUGGAUCCAUCACCGAGACCAUAGUGCAAGGAGAACGGACCGAGUAUCUUCUCACUGCGCUGGAGCCCGAUUCCUCCUACAGAAUAUGCAUGGUUCCCAUGGAGACCAGCAACAUUUACCUGUCAGAUGAAACUCCUGUUUGCAUUGAGACACAGACUGGUCCUCACAGAUCAUACAACCCAACAACAAUUUUAAACAGAGAACAGGAGAAAGAGCCUUACAAAAAUUCCAGUCUGCCUUUGGCUGCUAUCAUCGGAGGGGCAGUAGCUCUUCUGGCAAUAAUCAUGUUGGCCCUAGUUUGCUGGUACAUCCACAGAAAUGGUUCACUUUUUUCCAGAAACUGCACCUACAAUAAAGGCCGUCGGAGAAAGGACGACUACGCUGAGGCUGGCACUAAAAAGGACAAUUCCAUCCUUGAAAUAAGAGAAACUACUUUUCAAAUGAUUCCUAUAAACCAUCUACCAGUGUCCAAAGAGGAAUUUGUGAUACACACAAUUUUCCCUCCAAAUGGAUUGAGUUUAUAUAAAACUCCACACAAUGAGAACAGCAUUAACAACAGGAGCUACAGAGACAGUGGAAUACCAGAUUCAGACCAUUCCCAUUCAUGAUAUUGCACAUGGACAUUUGUGACAAGUGCGUGACUGAAAAACAGAGUGGCAAGACUUUUACAAAACACUGGAUCUAUGGGACUGAGGAAGUAAUGUUCUGUUCAUUUGCCAUAUAAUUUAUAUUUAAGGACGUUUUAUGAAGAUGGAGAACGUUCCAGCUGCAGUCCAUCACUGAACCAUCAGUGAGUUACUAACUGCAAUUCUAUAUUUUAGGGUUUUGUAGUAUUUGUACUGUACUUCCUUUGCUUAAGGUUAUUGACCAACAAAGAAACUCUGUGUUCUAUUAAGAUAUAAUGACUUGUCAACUGUGAAAGUGGGUUUUCAUUGCUGUGUUGAACAAUCAGACUUUAGAAAACCUUGUAGUAUAAGCACAGGUCAUUCUUUUUACUUUGUGGCUGUUAGAAAAACAAAAGGCAAAAAAAUUACAAGACACUAAAACAAAAGGCACAGCUGAUCAAAUAUGUUACUAAGCAGGCAUGCUGCCUCCUAAAAGAUUGAACAGUCAGUAGCAAACCCCAAAUACUAUGGACCAAGACGUUUACGGUAGUGUUACCCUAAUGUGGGAUUUUGAAAAACUAAAGAUGAGGUGCCAUGAUUGUGGUUUGUUUUUUUACUAUUUCUGCUUUGUUUAAAGUGUUAGUUUGACUUGCAAACAGGCAGAGCGCAGCAAAGCAGGGUUCUGAUGUUCCUGAAAAGAUUGUAGGCCACAGCAAGAGGCAGAUGAAGCACACCAAUGUUAAGGGGCUUUCUGCUCCUGCAAACAAAUAGGGAGGUCAUGCUGACACAGAACCACGUUUGUUUGUACAACCCAACAAUGGCCAAAUGACAAUGACGGCAUUCUUUAGUAGGAUGUACCAUACAAUGUACCAUUUAUUUUAGAGCCUCCCACCAAGAUUAAACAGGUUCAUUAAAAUGAAGACAGUGUCAGUAAGACCCUCUUGUAUUAUUUUGUACCAUUUUCCAAAUGAACACAGUUUUAUGUUGCCACUGUUUAAAGUAAAAUUUCUUUACAAUUAAAAAAACCAAAGUGCAUUGUAUGCCCUUUGGCCAGUCUUGUACGUGCCUUGAUCUAAUGCUUAUUGUAUUUAGCUUUUUAAGAAAGCAGUGACUUCUUUUCAUACACACUUGAAUAUGAAAAAUAUUGGUCAUAUUACAAAAUAAAAGUGGAUUAAAAAAACAUA
Oryzias latipes (Japanese medaka) is the source of this 4249-nucleotide messenger RNA. RefSeq names its product fibronectin leucine rich transmembrane 3 (gene flrt3). Lineage: Eukaryota; Metazoa; Chordata; Actinopteri; Beloniformes; Adrianichthyidae. The record is from RefSeq and is a predicted model, not a curated record. Gene Ontology annotation, molecular function: protein binding.